Athene cunicularia (burrowing owl) is the source of this 2079-nucleotide messenger RNA. It is a transcript of the gene TIGD5, whose product is annotated as tigger transposable element derived 5. NCBI's taxonomy places the organism in Eukaryota, Metazoa, Chordata, Aves, Strigiformes, Strigidae. Gene Ontology annotation, molecular function: DNA binding. Gene Ontology annotation, cellular component: nucleus. The record is from RefSeq and is a predicted model, not a curated record. The coding region runs from base 12 to 1715 and encodes 567 amino acids. The transcript has a single exon.
CAGCCGGGGGGAUGUCGGUGAAGAUGGCGCUGCGCCGGGCCUACUCCAUCAAGGACAAGCUGCAGGCCAUCGAGCGGGUGAAGAAAGGCGAGCGGCAAGCGUCGGUGUGCCGGGCUUUCGGGGUGCCCGGAGGGACGCUGAGGGGUUGGCUGAAGGACGAGGCCAAGCUGCGGUGGUUCCUGGAGCAGCUGGGGGGUGAGGUGGGCACCCAACGCAAGAAGAUGCGUCUGGCCAACGAGGAGGAGAUCGACCGCGCCGUCUACGCCUGGUUCCUUGCCCUCCGCCAGCAUGGCGUCCCCCUCUCCGGGCCCCUCAUCCAAGCCCAGGCCGAGGCUUUCGCCCGGCAGAUCUACGGUCCGGAGUGUACCUUCAAAGCCAGCCACGGUUGGUUCUGGCGCUGGCAGAAGCGUCACGGCAUCUCCAGUCAACGUAUCUACGGCGAGGGCGGCCUCCCCAGCGAGCCCGAGCGGGCUCCCGCCGCCUGCCCCGAGGCUCUGCCUGUGCCGGCUGCCGACGCCGGGGGUUACGGCGAUGACCAGAUCUACAACGCCAACGUCACUGGGCUCUACUGGAAGCUGCUGCCGGGACAGACUGGUGGGGUGGCGGCGCGGCGGCGGCCGGCUCCCCGCGAGCGAGUCACCGUGCUGUUGGCUGCCAACUUGACUGGCUCCCAUAAGCUCAAGCCGCUGGUGGUUGGGGGCCUUCGCGAUCCCCCCAGCCUCCGCCAUCACAACCAGGACAAAUUCCCCGCUUGCUAUCGCUACAGCCCAGAGGCCAGGCUGGGGCCGGCCCUUCUCCGGGCUUGGUUCUUUGAGGACUUUGUGCCGGGCGUCAAACGUUACCUGCGCCGGAGCUGCCUGCAGCAGAAGGCCGUGCUGCUUCUCAGCUCCCCGCCACCCUCCUCCGGGACGAGCCCUGAGGAUUCCUCUCCGCUGCAGACUCCCGACGGCUCCAUCCGCGCCCUUUUCCUCUCCAAGGGCCCUACCGGGAGCGGUUCGGCCGGAGGGGGAGGCCGAAUCCCGGCCCCGCUGGAGCAAGGGGUGGUGUUGGCCUUCAAGCAGCUCUACAAGCGGGAAUUGCUGCGCCUGGCCGUCUCGUGCGCAGCCGGCGGCGGCACCAGCUCGAGUGGCCCCAUGGACUUUGUGAGGUCCUUCCUCCUCAAGGACAUGUUGUACCUGGCUGGCCUCUCCUGGGACCUCAUCCCCCCCGGCUCCAUCGAGAAGUGUUGGUUGCUGGGGCUACGCGCUGCCUUUGAGCCCCAGCCCGGGAAGGAAGAGCACGGAGACCACCCGUGCGGGGAGGAAGGUGGCGGGGACAGCAAAGUCUUUAGUGACCUGACUCACCUGGCCGCGUUGGCCUACAAGCGCUUGGCUCCUGAGGAAGUGGCCGACUGGUUGCACUUGGAUGACGUGGCCCCGGGUACGGAGGAGGACGAUGGGGAAGAGGACGCUGAGGAGGAAGGCGCCGGGGGCUGCGGGGCAGAGGAGGAUGAGGAGGAGGCGGCAGCUGCUGGAGAUGGAGGGGGCAGAAGGGGUGGGGAAGGAGGGGAUGCCUUGCUGCCCACAGCUCGGGAGGCCAUCAGAGGUCUGGAGACGGCGUUGCGCUGGCUGGAGGGUCAGGACCCGCAGCAAGUGGGGCCGCUGAAGCUGGUGCAGCUCCGCUCCCUCAUCAGCAUGGCCCAGCGGCUGCGCAGCGGCGCCAGCCCCCACUCCUAGGGCAGGGUGACCCGUGACCUCUCUUGGCUACCAACCACCCCACUCGGGGUGGGGGGACACGGGGCUGGGGACACCCCGCUUGUCACCGGGGGCUGGCGGUAGAGGUGCCAGCUCCCCUCAGCCCUCCGUCACGGGCGGUCCCUGGGGGCUCGGGGAGCCCGAACGCCCCUGGGUUACCACGGCGAAGGAGGGGUUACAGUUUAGGGCUAACGGGGUGGGGAGUUGUGCAACAACCCCUCCCUAUGUUGCAUAUUCGAGGGUUGUUCCUCACCUUAAGUAUAUUUAGGAGGUGCUAUUUUUUAAAUCCCAUGGGACUGAGUGACCCCUGGGUCAGGGGGUGAUGCCCCCCACACUGCUUGUUCCC